This is a messenger RNA of Aspergillus homomorphus CBS 101889, 2989 nucleotides long. RefSeq names its product CCCH zinc finger and RRM domain protein. The coding region runs from base 250 to 2628 and encodes 792 amino acids. Gene Ontology annotation, biological process: mRNA processing. NCBI's taxonomy places the organism in Eukaryota, Fungi, Ascomycota, Eurotiomycetes, Eurotiales, Aspergillaceae. Gene Ontology annotation, molecular function: RNA binding; metal ion binding. The transcript is spliced from 5 exons. Gene Ontology annotation, cellular component: nucleus. The record is from RefSeq and is a predicted model, not a curated record.
CUUUAUCGUGACUUUUUUUUCACGGCCAUGGUCUGAGUUGUUGUCGCAUCAUCUUGGCUUCUUCAAUUUCUCGGUCGCCCCAUAUCAUAUAUCAUUUCUAACACAUUUCUGUACCCUUCGGUUCCAACUUCCGGUGUCAAACGGCGAGUACAGACGACUGCCUGCUUGACCCGUGCAGAGUUCUUGAGCAACAAGCUCUCUUCCGGUGACAAUCGGGGUUAUAAGGUUGCUCCGAUCUUCCCGGCCAUCAUGCAACUGACAGAGAACGAGGCAGGGGAGGUGAAGAAAUGGGUGGUGAGAAAGCUGGAAGACAUUUCGGAUGCCGAUUCUGAUGUGCUUGCCGACUAUGUUCUGGCGCUGAUCAGGACCGAUGCUCCCGACGAGGACAUCCGGAAGGCCUCGGUGGAUAACUUGGAGGAUUUCUUGCGUGAACACACUGUAAAAUUUGUUGACGAGCUCUUCACGACGUUUGCUUCUAAACCGCAGCCCGCUGCUGCUGCUGGUGCCGCUGCUGCCCAACCAUCCUCUUAUGCGCAGGGACAGUCGCAGGAUUCCCAGACCGCUGCAGCGACUGGAUCUGCGCCUCAAAACCAGCAACACCAGCAACAGAAUGCCUUUAACCCUUCGACCGGUCCGUCCAAGGGUCCGUACGGAGCACCGCAGAUGGGCAACUUCCCCCAACAACAGGCGCCGGGUGACAACCAGCACAACUUCAACCGCAAGCGCACGUUCCAGGAAGGCUUCCAGAUGGACGUUGACCGCGACGACGUCCCGCAGAAUCGCAACUACAAGACCCCCCGCCGAGGACGUGGUGGCGGUAGAGGGGACUGGAUGGGUGGCAGGGAUGGUCGCGCAGGCCCUGGCGGCCCCGGACCGCAACAAGCGUUCAACCCCCAGGCCGCACCAUUCAUGCCCCCUACGUUUCCGCCGUUCGACCAGAACGAUCCCAUGGCCGCGAUGAUGGCGCUGCAGAGCAUGGGCUUCCCUCAGAUGCCGGGCAUGCCGCCGAUGCCGAUGCCGCCUCCGGGCGCUGGGCAGCAGCCCGGCGAGAUGCCGAAGAGCUCGGAGCGGUGUCCGUUCUAUGAGACGCAGGGGAUCUGCUACCUUGGGAAUACGUGUCCGUACCAGCAUGAUAACAUGGGUGGUGCUUCGAAGGAGGAUGAAUAUGAUCCUAAGUCUUCGAGUAUCGUCACGGACUACCAGCGACGCUCGGAUGGGCCGCCUAUGCGCGGCGGUGAUCGAGGUCGCGGACGUGGCCGUGGCGGCGAUAGAGGCGGGUUCGGCGGCAGAGGACGUCGGUCUGAGUUCUCCUCCGCUGGUCCUAAUGAGGAUACGUCUAUCACGACGAUCGUCGUGGAGCAGAUCCCCGAUGACAAGCUCGACGAGGCGACGGUCCGGGAUUUCUUCUCGCAGUACGGUGAAAUCGUGGACAUCUCGCUGCAGCCUCACCGCCGACUCGCCCUGAUUAACUACGAGAAUCACGCUGCGGCUAAGAGCGCCUGGUCCAGUCCGAAGGUGAUCUUCGAUAACCGCUUCGUCAAGGUCUACUGGCACAAGCCCAAGGGCGAGCGGAACGGGGACUCACGGCCUCACCACCAUCACGCCGCCGGCGGAGGUGACUCGGAGGGUCCGGCUUUCAACCGGGAAGAGUUUGAGAAGCAGCAGGAGGAAGCGCAACGCACCUAUGAGGAGAAACUCAAGAAACGGAAGGAGACCGAAGAGGCCAAGCAGGCUCUGGAACGACAGCGCGACGAACUGCUCAAGAAACAGCAGGAGGAAAGACAACGACUGAUGCAGAGACUCGGCGGCGGCGCUAGCAGCAGCAAUGGCGAUGCCAGUGCCGGUGGGGGUGGUAGUGGUGGUGGUGCUGCCUCGGACGGAGGCGACGGCCGAUCCCCGUCCGCGCAACCGGAACACGUCAGCGAGCAGACCAAACAGCUUCGGGCGCAGCUGGCCGCCCUCGAAGCCGAGGCCAAGAGUUUGGGGAUCGAUCCCAGCGCGUCUGCUGGUCCCGGGGGUUAUCGCGGCCGCGGCCGAGGAGGAUUCGGUCGAGGCGGAUACGCACCCCGUGGUCGAGGCGGUGGCUAUGAUGCGUCGUCGUCGUCGUCGUCGUAUUAUCGGGGCGGCGGAGGCGGGUAUCGUGGCCGUGGCGGGAUGGCUGGUCGUGGUGGUGUUCUCAGGUUGGAUAACCGGCCCAAGCGCGUCGCUGUCUCCGGGGUGGAGUUCAACUCGGAGAAGGAUGAAGCGUUGCGACAGUUCUUGAUUGGCGUCGGCGAAUACUCCUCCAUCGAACCCAACCCCGACCAACCCGACUCCCUGAUCGUGGCCUUCAAGGAACGCUACCAGGCCGAAAAGUUUAUGUUCGGACCCCGCGACAUCCCGUCCGUGGGCCAGGUCGAGCUCGCCUGGGUGCCCAACCCGCCCAUCUCCCUCCCCCAGCAGUCUGCCGCUGGAAGCACCGGAGGCCCAGGCUCCGAUACCAAGACCGGCUCGGACGAGGAUACCUUGAUGGACACCCCGCCUGCGCCUUCGGAGCAGAACUCCGGCCGGAAGGAUGGUGGUGGUGGUGGUGGACAUGAUGUCGAUUACGAUGUUGCGGAGAUGGACGAUAGUUGGGGGGUGGAGUGAGUGGGCACAGUGCUUAGUAGUCGCUUCGAUAUGGUAGUUGUGGGAGACGGGUGGUUAGGUGUUUCUUAGACAGGCGGUGAUGGCUGAUAUAUCCAUCCAUCUCUGGAAUAAGGUGGGUGGUUGGUAUGAGCAAUGUCAGUGCUUGCACUAGAGGAGGGAGAAAGUCAGCCAACCAUAUCAGGAGCUUUCAGGGAAAUACCUAUCUUUGUUUGUUGUGAACAGAUACAAUUUGGGAAGGCAGAGAGAAAAAAAAAAGAACCGUUCAAUUGAACUUAAGAGAGGGAGUAAAAGAACAAGAAGCGUGCGCACCUACCAUGAUUGAUAUUUACAACCUGAGGAGCGGUAACUUCACAUUUGGGAC